AUGGCUUCAGGAAAACGACCCCACUACCAUGCAUAUUCUGUCAAUUCUAUGUCAGAAGCCUUGAAAUCAAUUCAUGAGGACAAAAUCUCUGUACAGGAAGCCAGCCAUCGCUUUGGAGUACCUAGAACAUCAAUUCAGGAUCGUCUAAGUGGUAAGGUUUCACUGCAGGAUGGGAGUUGGAAAAUGGGCCCUGACCCAGUAUUAUCCAAGGAGGAGGAGCUUAAACUUGCUACGUGGUUAGAGGACUUGGCCAAAAGUGGAUUUCCACGUAAACCAGAUGAUUUGUUGAACUCUGUUCAGCAGAUUGUGAAAGCAACUAAAAAAGAGAGACCAUUUGUAGAUGGACGACCAGGUAAAAAAUGGUAUGAGAAUUUUAUGAGACAUCAUCCGCAACUUGUAAGAAAAACACCAGAAAGUUUGACAAAAGGAAGAGCUCUGAUAACUGAAGAACUGAUUAGAAAAUGGUUCAGAGAAUUAGAAGAAUAUUUGGAUGAGAUAGGUCAAAAAGAUAUUCUAAAAGAACCAGAUAGAAUACUGAAUGGAGAUGAAACUUCAUUCAGUAUGUGUCCCAAAACAGGAAAAGUGAUAGCUCCAAAAGGUUGGAGAAAUCUGUAUGAUAUCAAGAUGGGAAAUGAGAAGGAGACUGUGACAGUUCUAUUAGUAUUCACUGCAAGUGGAAGAACUUUGGUUCCAAUGAUUGUGUUUCCUUUUGUGAAACCACCAAAGCUGUUGUCGAAAGCAUGCCAACAGGCAAGUGAGACAGGUUGGAUGCGAAGUGAAUUGUUUUAUGAGUAUGUUGCAAAUGGAGUGGAUAGUUGGCUGAGGAAAGAAAAUAUCAAGAAACCAGUGCUGCUGUUUGUUGAUGGGCACAAAUCCCAUCUCACCUUGGAGCUGAGUCAAUUUUGUAGUGAUAAUGGGAUUAUUCUUUACGCAUUGCCUCCCAAAACUACCAUACUCACAUUCUUCAACCAGCUGAUGUAA
Molecule: messenger RNA, 981 nt
Organism: Nilaparvata lugens (brown planthopper)
Lineage: Eukaryota; Metazoa; Arthropoda; Insecta; Hemiptera; Delphacidae
Exons: 1
Coding region: 1-981 (326 amino acids)
Cellular component (GO): nucleus
Molecular function (GO): DNA binding
Source: RefSeq, a predicted model, not a curated record